Lolium perenne is the source of this 520-nucleotide messenger RNA. The record is from RefSeq and is a predicted model, not a curated record. NCBI's taxonomy places the organism in Eukaryota, Viridiplantae, Streptophyta, Magnoliopsida, Poales, Poaceae.
AUUGGCGCCGCGCGGGAGGGAAAUUGUGGCGCGUGAAUGAAAUUGUGGCGCGUGAAUGAAAUUGUGACGCGGCGAGCGACAUACCCUAAUCCCCAAAUCCCCAAAUCCCCAAUAUCUCAGAAAACCGCCCGCCCUCUCCUCCCGCCUACUGGCCGCCGCCGCCGCGCACACCCGCUCGCGCCUCCACGCGCCGCCCACCCGCUCGCCUCCACGCGCCGCCGACCUGCUUGCGGCCGCGCCGCAGACCGCCGACCCGCUCGCGGCCGCGCCGCACACUGCACCCAACCGCCGUCGCCCACCCGCCGGUGUCGCCGCUGCAGCUGCCCGCCGCCGCAGCUGCCCGCCGCCGCAGCUGCCCGCCGCCGCCACCUCUUCCUCCGCCCUAAGCCGUCUGCGGUCUAUCUUAUUGUAACUAAUAAAAAUGGACAAGAUAUGGAUGGGUGAGGCUAGGCACACAACACCUUAUACUGAUGGUGUAGCUCGAUUUAUUCAGUUUGCUUUUACACAUUCAGCAAGAGGA